AUGAAGGCCACCUUUGCCGUUCUUGCUCUCGCCGGUCUCGUUGCCGCCCAGAACUUCGAUGGCCAGCCCGCAUGCGCCCUCAAAUGUCUCCAAGACGGCAUCCCCAAGGCUGGCUGUGAACUCACCGACAUCAAAUGCGCUUGCCAGAAGCAGGCUGAGAUCCAGGCCGCCGUCGCCUCGUGCGUUCUCGGCGCCUGCACGGCCGAUGAGGCGACCAAGGCCCAGGCUGCCGCCGCCGCCGCCUGCGCCAACGUGACGGGAGGCAGCUCUGGAUCGACGACGACAUCGACGUCGACGUCGACAUCGCAAACGACGACCAGCAGCGCCACGACGACGCCGACGACGACGAACGCAUCGGCCACGACAAGCCCAACGACGACGGGCGCGACGACGGGCGCGACGACGGGCGCGACGACGGGCGCGACGACGGGCGCGACGACGGGUACGACCAAGAGCUCGACAUCGACGUCGCGCACCAGCACGAGCACCGGCACCGGCACCAGCACCACCAGCAGCAACAUCGCCACCGCCACUGGUGCCGCCGGCGCCGGUCCCGUCGUUGGCGCCCUCGCUGCCGUACUCGCCGCUGCCGUUGCUUUGUAA
Messenger RNA from Drechmeria coniospora, 603 nucleotides. RefSeq lists its product as uncharacterized. NCBI's taxonomy places the organism in Eukaryota, Fungi, Ascomycota, Sordariomycetes, Hypocreales, Ophiocordycipitaceae. Bases 1 to 603 code for a protein of 200 amino acids. The transcript has 2 exons. The record is from RefSeq and is a predicted model, not a curated record.